Messenger RNA from Macrobrachium nipponense, 745 nucleotides. RefSeq lists its product as uncharacterized. Lineage: Eukaryota; Metazoa; Arthropoda; Malacostraca; Decapoda; Palaemonidae. The transcript is spliced from 3 exons. Bases 67 to 486 code for a protein of 139 amino acids. The record is from RefSeq and is a predicted model, not a curated record.
CGGUCAGCACAGAUCACACCCAACGUCCCUCAGUGUAGCAUCAACACUACAAACAACUGAGCCAAAAUGAAAUUCUUCAUCGUCGCCUCAUUCUGCGUGGCAGUUGCUCUCAGCCAGAAUGUGAUUCAGCCAAAACCAAACGUUCGAAAUCUGCCUGCUGAAGUCCGCAAAGAGGCUCCAGGUCAAUGCUACGGAUUCACUGCCAAAAAGGCCUUCGCCGUUGGUCAGUCUUGGCCCCUGGCUCCCUUCUGUGGAAGAGCCACCUGCAUUCAACAUGAAGGCAAACUCUUCGAAAAGGUGGAAGACUGUGGCUUUGAGCCCAAGCCAUCUCCCGGCUGCAGAGUCAAGAACGAAGCCGACCAAGCUAAGCCAUACCCAGUUUGCUGCCCUGUGUACGAGUGCCAGCCAGGUGCCAUCCUCCAGUACCCAACACCAGAAGAACUGAAGGCUGCUGCAGAACAGGCUGCCAAGGCUGCACAAGGUUAAUUAGUCACUUUGAGACGUUUUAGUCUAUAAGUGAAAUGAAAAUCUCAGGAGACAUAAUGACAGAACAUAUUCUUUAAAUGUAUUCUCUCAUCCCUGUGUCAACGACUGUUUUAACGAUCAAGUUUAGAAAUAAGAAUGAAUUCUGCAAAUGGACGAGCAGGGAAAAAUAAUCUUACCCGGAGGAAAAUGAAUUUUAGAUCUCAAUAUAUAUAUAAUAUAUUUUUAUACUUAUUUUCAAAAUAUACUGAAAUAUUACUGA